Melanotaenia boesemani (Boeseman's rainbowfish) is the source of this 6753-nucleotide messenger RNA. RefSeq names its product NACHT, LRR and PYD domains-containing protein 5-like. The transcript has 12 exons. The record is from RefSeq and is a predicted model, not a curated record. The coding region runs from base 322 to 3585 and encodes 1087 amino acids. Lineage: Eukaryota; Metazoa; Chordata; Actinopteri; Atheriniformes; Melanotaeniidae. Gene Ontology annotation, molecular function: protein binding.
CGCUGUGUUUUUUUAUCCAGCGGACCACAUUUCAGGUUCAGUUCGUUUGUUAGGACACGUUUAGAGGAUCCUGGAUCCAAAGGUAUAAAGAAGAAGUUUUACUUCAGGAAGAGACAUGUUUGUUACUACGGAACUACGCAGUUUCAAAAGCCAGUUCAACGGCAGCGAUGUACCGCGUUAACUGACGAAUUCUACCUGAGGCACAAAUCCUUAUUUUAGUUCAGUAACCAUGGUGACAGAGUAACGCUUGUAACGUUCGUCAUUGUGUUAUGAUCAGCUAAACGUGCCCGAUUGUCUGUAAACAAAGUUGCUGCUGUAAAAAUGGCUGAGGGGAGAAAGAGGAAGAAAAUGGACUCUUCUUCAUCCAGCUCUUCCUCUUCAUUGUCCAAAGAUCCACUCAGCUCCUCCAGUGAGCUGCCACACAGUUCAGAGAGGAGUGUAUCUGAGUCUGGAGGUCCCUCAUGCGAAUCUUUAAAGAGUGAUGGUUCCAUGGGUCACCCACUCAGCUUUAGGAAGUCACCACGUUCAGAGAGGAGUGUAUCUGAGUCUGGAGGUCCCUCACGUGAAUCUUUAAAGAGUGAUGGUUCCAUGGGUCACCCACUCAGCUUUAGGAAGUCACCAAGUUUACAGUUUAGAGGAACUGAACCUGGAGCUUCCACCACCGAGUCUAUGAUGAGUGAUUCACCAGAGCAUCAGCCAGUUUACUUGGAUAUUGAAAAAACCCAAAGAUGUUCAGCAUGUGAAGAAGUGAGAAAGACAACCCAGCUCACCUGUGGACACUGGACAUGCCAAGAGUGUGUAGGAUCAGACUGGGACCAGUCUGCUUCACCACCAGGCUAUUCCUGUCCAAAGUGUGGAAAGAAACCUAAAAUGAAAUCUGGUGAUGAUUAUCAUUUGAAAACAAAGAAGAUUCAUAAAGAAACAAUGCAGAAGAAAUUUAGGUUGACAUCUGAAGGUGAUGAAGACCAACAUAGUCCCCUGAGAGGCAUCUACACAACUCUCUACACCAUUAAAGGAGAGAGUGAAGAGUUAUCUAGAGAACACGAGCUCAGACACCUUAAAAGUAGAUUACAAAAACGGACAUCAUUUGACACAUCAGUCAACCUCAGUGACAUCUUUAAAUCAUCCCCGAACCAAGAGAAACCCUCCAGGACGGUCUUGACGAAGGGAGUUGCAGGCAUUGGAAAAUCAUUCUGUGUACAGAAGUUCAUUCUUGACUGGGCUGAGGACGAGGAAAACCAGGAUGUUGACUUUGUUUUCUGCUUUGCUCUCCGAGAGUUGAAUUUGAUUUCAGCUGAGAAAAGCCUGCACGAGCUGCUGACUGAGUUCCACCCUGCUGUCCACCACCUGAAAGAGUCAGAAGAUUUAUUGAAAAGCAAGACCAUAGUGAUCUUAGAUGGUCUGGAUGAAAGCAGAAUUCAGCUAGACUUUGAAAACGUUAAGGCAGUAACGUCACUCAAGGACGUAACGUCUGUGGGUAAUCUCCUUGUAAACCUCAUUCAGGGUAACCUUCUUCCUGAUGCUUAUCUCUGGAUAACUUCCCGUCCAGCAGCAGCCAAUCAGAUCCCUGCAGAGUAUGUCCACAUGGUGACAGAGAUAAGAGGGUUCAGUGACCCACAAAAAGUGGAAUAUUUUAAAAAGAGAUUUAGUCGUGACUUGAAUCUUUGUGAGAGAAUCGUGUCACAUAUUCAGUCUUCACAGAGUCUUGACAUCAUGUGCCAGAUCCCGAUCUUCUGCUGGAUUUCUGCCGUCUUAUUUCAGGAGGUUUUUGAAGAAGAAGAAACUGAGAUUCCUCAAACUCUGACAGAGAUGAUGGCACAUUUCCUGUUUGCUCAGACUAAAUGCAGAAGCAGAAAAUAUGACAAGAAUACUGAGAAGAAGAAAGAGAAACUCUUGGAGACACACAGAGAAUUUCUUCUGAAACUUGGCAAGCUUGCUUUUGUCCAUCUUCAGGAAAAUAAUCUCAUCUUCUAUGAAGAAGACCUGGAAGGCUAUAGUAUUAACAUUGAAGAAGCAUCAGUCUUCUCUGGAUAUUUCAACACAGUUCUUAGGGAAGAAGAAGUUUUCUCCAAGAAAAGAGUUUUCUUCUUUGUGCAUCUGACUGUUCAGGAGUUCUUUGCAGCUCUUCAUGUUUAUGAAUGUUUCACAACCAAGAACUAUGUAGGUCUCAGCAGGUUCCUCAAUCUAAAGGACGAAGAACAUGCUUUACUUGAGCUUCUUAAGAUGACAGUUAACAAAGUGUUGGAGAAGAAGAAUGGACACUUGGACUUUUUCCUGCGAUUCCUCCUUGGCCUGAUGGUUGAAGCCAACCAGAGAGUCCUUAAGGGUCUGUUGACUCCAUUGGACUCAAACCAAGAUGUAGACAAGAAAAUCUUGACUUACCUCAGAUCCAUUCGGAGGAAGACCUUGUCCCCAGACAGCUGCGUUAACCUUUUCCAGACCAUGGUGGAGAUGAGGGACCACAAAGUCAAAGAUGAGAUUCAGGAAUAUCUCAAACUAUCAGAUCGUUCAAAAACAGAGUUGACCCCCCUUCACUGCUCUGCGCUGGCCUACAUGCUGCAGAUCUCAAAGGAUGAACUAGAUGAGCUGGACUUGAAGAGUUACAACACAUCAGAGGAAGGCCGGAGGAGGCUGAUACCAGCUGUGAGGUGCAGCAGGAAAGCUGUGUUAAAGGACUGCAAAGUGACUGAAGAGUGGGUUAAUCACCUGGCCUUUGGUCUCAAGUUCCCAUUCUCACGUCUACGAGAUCUGGACCUGAGUAACAACGACCUGAGAGAUUCAGGAGUGAAGCUUCUGUGUGAUGGCCUGUCAAAUCGGUGCUGCAGACUCCAGAUCCUGAGGCUGUCUGGGUGUAUGGUGACAGAGGAAGGCUGUACUCAUCUGGUCUUGGCUCUGCGGUCCAACCCCUCCCAUCUGACAGAGCUGGACCUGAGCUACAACCAUCCAGGGGAAUCAGGAGAAAAGAUGCUGUCUGAGCUCAGAGAAAAUCACCAAUACAAACUCAACAUACUCCAUUUUAAAUGUGGUGGAAGUCAUCGAUUGAAACCAGGAUUCAAAAAAUAUGCCUGUCGGGUCACUUUGGACCCCAACACAGCACACAAGAACCUGCUUCUCUCAGACGGGAACAGAAAGGUGACCUGGGUGGAAGACGAGCAGCCAUAUCCUCGUCACGUGGAAAGAUUCGAUCUCUGUCGUCAGGUGUUGUGUGAGCAGGGCCUUAAAGAGAGAUGCUACUUUGAGGUGGAGCAGGGGGAACCCUUCAGCAUCGGGUUAACAUACAGAAGCAUUGUCAGAAAGGGGGAGACUGAUGACUGCAAGCUGGGGCUCAAUGACAAGUCUUGGUGUCUGAGCUGCUCUAAGGAGGGUUGUUAUGUUCAGCAUGAUGAUCAGAAGAUCUGUAUCACGUCUUUAGGUGCACGCACCAGGCAUGUUGGAGUGUAUCUGGAUUGGGAGGCUGGUGUUCUGUCCUUCUACAAAGUUUCCUCUGACAGUCUCAUCCGGCUUCACACCUUCAAUGCAAAAUUCAGCGAGCCUCUCUAUCCUGCUGCUGAACUCCACCCUCAUACAUCUGCUGUGUUCAGCUGAAUUUCAGAUUUUCCGACAUGCUCCUCACAGACAUAAGUGUAGUUUAGUCAGUUACAGGCAGCAUGUAUUGUUUGCAGUACGCAGCAGCAGUAAGGGCAUAAAAAGCAAGCAAGUCAUGUUUGUGAAGUAAGUAUGAAGCAGAGAGCAAGACAGGACGUGUGCAGCUUAAACACAUUGUCCAGAUCGGAAGGUUUAGUUGUUAUGUGACAUGUAGAAUAUGAAGCACAGAGGAGCUUUAUUUGCUUGCCUGAACUCGCUCAGUGGUGUUACUUUAUUCAUUCAGCAACCUGAACUUUUACAUUUAAAAGAAAAUGUAUUAAAAGUUUUCAUCUGUUAGUAUCAGGUUCAAGUAGAGGAGUCUGGUUUGUCUCUGAAGACUAGUUUUCUUUUAGCUGUGUGGGAGUUAAAAGUCAACCAGUGAACAGCUGUCUGGUUGUUAAACAAUCCUUUAGAUUUGUUAUUUUUUACAGUUUAUUUUAAUAGUGUAAAGUGUACAGAUGUAAACAAUAGAUUUAAGCAUUUAUUGCUAAUUUGUUGUGGACGUAUGUUGCAGUGGAAAAACUAUGUACGACAUUCCAUGUUCUGCAGGGAUCCGUCUGGUAGGAUGAGAGAUACGCACUGUCAUAACUCAGGUGAUUGGACUCAGCAGUAAUCAGAAUCCCAGGGAAAGGUAUAAGGAUUUUUAUUGUACAAUAUGCCAUCCGGUCUCUCCCUAGGUCAGUAAUCUGCGGACACACGAGAACAGGAGUUAGGAGGCAGGAAGGUUGGGAUGAUGUUACUGAACGAAAGUUCAGCGUCUUACUUUAUGAGAAUUUCGGGGACCAGUAGGAGGAACCAGAAGGGAGACCGCUGGAUUGUGGGAGAGAACUUCUGAACAGAGAAUAAGUUAGUGAAGAAGCCACAGACAGAGAGCUGGGGCACCGUGUGUGGUAGACAGAGGGUGGUGCUUCCGUAUUACUACUUUGGGCCAAAAGGGGUUAAGUCCGUCAUCCAGUAUCCAAAUCCUGAUAACAAAUCCAGAGGUCAGAGAGCCAGGAGAUCCAAUUAAUACACAGCAGAGUACCAGACAGGGAGCAGGCAGAGAUGAGAAUCCAGGUCCAAAGGGGAAGCUGUCAACGGCAAAGCAGGCAGAGAAUAAUGCUGGAUGCAUGCAGGGAUGAACCAAGACGAUCUGACAGAGGGAGAUUGUCACACACAGGUAUAUAAAGAGCACAGCGCAGGUGGAGCGCAUCAAUAAUUAGUGAGAGUGGAAGGAGGGGGCGUUCAGGGCAGCUGGGAAAUCCAAACACCAUAAGACGGACCAUGACUCACAUGACUGAAUCUAUUCACCUUCCAUCCAAGCAUAAUAAACUCUAUCCACAUAUUUCUUUUUACCGCUUAGUUUUUAGCCAUUUUAAUCUGUUGUUACCUUUUCUUAACAUUACUCAUGUGGCUGAAAAAUACAAUAAAAUGACUAAAAUGUAAAUAGAAAGAAUGAAAAAAUCCAAAACCAAAAAACAGAAAAAUGAGUCGUGUAUAAAAGCGUCUUUUAGCUUUAAUGGUAAAUGUGGUCUGUGUGAUUUUUGGUUUAAUUCUUGUUUUUAUAUUGUGGUAUUUUAUUUAGUUUCUAGUCUUCGUCUUCUUCGGGUCCUCUGUCUUUCUUACUGGUACGAAUCUGCCUCUUAGUUUGUUUUUUUUUUAAGAAUUGUGUUACGUUCUAGUUAUCCUGCCUGUGCAGGGCAUUUAGUUAUCUUCAUUAAAUGACUGAUUCCUACAUCAGCUUGUCUACUAUGUCUUCACCCUGCAUUUGGGUCCUCGUCCUCCACACACCCUGACAGCUGCGUCCUAAAGAUGAGUAACAUACAUGUGUUACUGAAAGCUGUUAUUACAGGGGCUCCUAUCACUACUAAUGCUGUAAAUAAUUAUAAUAAUUUAAACAAUAAUAAUAAAUUAAGCCUUUUGUGGAGGUUAAAUCUUUGUAAAUUAAUAAAAAUAAAGCUUCAUGAUAUCCUCCACACCAGGCAUCUGAACAUGUAACAUUUAUCAUCACCAAUUUAAUCGAAUGAUCCCCAUUUACACAUACAGAUGAUUAUUUAUGAUUUUCUCAUUUUCUUAUAAUUUUGGUCUUUGUUUUGAAUUUUAUAAUUAUUUUGUGUGUCAGGUUUUUGUGUAUUUACUGUGUGUGUGUUAAGGUUGAGGUAGGAGCGGUUAAACCAGAGCACUCAACACCAAAGUAGGGAAAUGAAGAAACUAAUGAAAAAUAAAGAUUUGAUCUUUGUAGGACAGCAUCGUGUUAGUAAACACAUUUUUCUUUGUUGCCCAUGAGGCAGAAAUGAUUUGCUUAAAUGAUGAUAAAGCAACAUGUUUAUUUUGUACAUCCAGAGUGUGUUUCUAUAUGUAAAACUUACUACAACCAUGUAUGUGUGUUCAUUUUAACAUUCAUUUACUUUAAAUUAGUCAUUUUUUACCUCGUGUUAUCAGUAGUUUCCUGAAGAUGUUAUUCAACCAUAUUUUGUUUUAAUCUCUUAUUAUAGAUUCUUUUACUAUAUUAUGUAUAAACUGAUGUACAAAUAACACAUUUCCGUCCCUUUCUGACAAUUUACUAAGUUGUGUCAGAUUUUUAUCUGUUUAUAUUUAUUCAGCUGGUGUGAAUGAACAAAUCUAAUAAGCAAUAAAUUAUGUCCUUAACAAUUUGUGAUAAGCUAAAAUUAAUGUGUCAUUACUGAAGUUGACUUGGUGAAGUAUUUGGUUUAAAACAACAGAUUUUGUAAUGACACACUUAUUUCCUGAGUAAUCACAAAAAAAGUUUUAUUUUUUUUUUACUUAUAUGAUUUGAUAAACGAACCUUCUCUUGCAUAUUUUCUGACCUCGUGAUAACCUCCCAUUUCUCUUCAGACUCCAUUUUCAUUUGUUCAAGACCGAUUUAAAGGUGAAUCCAGGAGUUAUGUGGAAAUGUAGGAUUUCAUUUGUAAGUAGGAUUUGUGUUUAUUUUAUGUCACUUGCCUUGUAAAGAAAAAAGUGUGACUUCAGGAUGAGAAAGAAGAAGAAUGAUGUGAUCAUUUUAAUUUCAGUAUCACGUGUCAGUGUGAUGUGUUCUGGUUUUAAUUUACAUUGAGUGAAAUGUUUUUCUGCUUUAUUACAUGUAUCACAAAUGUAUUGCAAAUCAUCAGACAAUAAAGUAUAAAUGAA